Molecule: messenger RNA, 528 nt
Organism: Paramecium pentaurelia
Lineage: Eukaryota; Ciliophora; Oligohymenophorea; Peniculida; Parameciidae
Source: the annotation of a GenBank genome assembly
AUGAAAUCGAGAACUGAAAUACCAAUUUCUAAUUAAUUAACACCUUAUUUAGCCAAUUUAUAAGAUAAAUAAGAUAGAGUAUUAAGAUUACUAUUAAAAAAAAAUAACUAAUUAGAGUUCAAAUAAAUAAAAGUUGUAUAAAAAUAAACAUUAAAACAUAAAUCACAACAUCUAUAAUUGCCAUAAAUAUAGACUUCAGAUUUAAAUGAUAAUAAAGAAAGAAAAUAUAGAAAAUAUAAAAAUUUUUAUUAUUCAGAUUAAAAAUCACAGUAACAGGAAUAUAAUUUAGAAUCAAGAGUAUAGGAAAUUUUGGAUAAAAUAUGUCAUGUAAGGAAAAAAUAGAUCAAUGAUUUAAGACCUGAGUCAAAUCUGAUGAAGAGAAAAGGUUAUUCUGUUGAUUUACCAAAAUAACAUCCUUCUAUUUUAUAACAGAGAUAAAAAAGUGUUUAGCAAAAUUCAUUUAAUUAUUUCUUAUAGCCUACUCAAUUAAAUUCUGAGUCAGAUUGGCUAGAAUUUGUUUUUGGUUGA